AUGAUAGAUCGCACCUCCUACUCCUCCUCCUCCCUCCUCUUCACCAUCCGCACAGCCCUGUCCUCCACCCCGCCUUCGGUGUCCGCCGGAGGCAAACUCCGAAUCCACACCCUCUUUUCCAUCCCACGUCAAGUUCAAUCCCUUUACCCCCUCGCUCAUAUCCACCCAACCGAUCUGGAAUACAAUAAGCGGGCACAAUCCAUUGUGGCACUCGAAGAACAGGUUUUUGUCACUGCUACCUACACUCCCCACCCGCACCCCUCCUCCACAACGCCUUCCGACGCGAAAGAUGCUCCGCUAUUGGUGCUAGCAAUGGAGCUCUAUCUGUAUACAAUCCCCGAAUUCUCCUCUGCAGUCCUCUACAUCUCCAAGCUCGAUACUACCGGAUAUGGCCCAAACUCCAUCCCUUUGUCGCUUCGAUCUCGUUUAUCUGACCAGGUAUUCGGUAACGUCGAAGGGGGAAGGAGAUUCGGGGGUACACUUACCGCCACAUUAACAGCAGCGGUAACCGAGCAUUUUACGAGCUUUAAACACUGGGAUGGAAAACAGUACCCCGUUUUUCAUCUCUCGGUGUAUAUACUUGCGAGGAGUCAGAGGGCCUAUUUGUUUCCUUCGAGCCCCGAGAACAGGGAUAAAAGGGUAUUGAGUGAUGGAGGAUUGAUUAAAUGGUGGAGAGGCGUGAUGAGCCAUGUCGUUGUUUCCACUCGCAAUACUUCUUCCCGUAUGAGGCGGAAUAAUACGGGUGAGGGGGAGGGGGAGAUUGAUGCAAGAGCGUACUAUCUUAUCCCGGGGUACAAUCAACUCGAAUCACAUCCGCUUGUGCCUCUUAUCCGAGACAGCUCCAACUCGGCCUCUUCAACAUCCAACCAUCGCACCGCAGAGCAUAUACCAAGGGAAGCAAGAUGGACAUACGGACAUCCAUACAGCCCCCUGGGAGCACAUUGUGCGCAAUCGGAUCUUCCGCCUUUGCCGCUGCAUUGGAGAAACAGCAAGUUUGUGAUAAGCAAGAGUGCAGGGGACAGGGAAGGCGAGGAUAAAGUGCAACAAGAUCCAGAAGGGCAACGUUACGAUCCGAAGAAAGCUCGAACGGUCCCAACUUUGAUGCCGCACUUUUCAGACGAUCCAAAGACGAGGUUUUUAGACGAAAUGGCUCGUGAUGCUCAUGAACACUCUGGUUGGAAGAAGAAAGGCACUGGGAACAACAGCAACAACGUUGCGCAAGAAGGCCUGGUGGCAUCGGGCCUGACGGAACGGAACGGCAUCGAAAACCAAAUCGAAAUCGAUAUUGCCAGCCUAGAGGGAGAAAAUGGCGCCGAGGAACACACAAGAAGUGGUGAGGAGGGGGAAAAGGCCGAAGAAGGUAGCAAAAAGCGAUCAGCCUCAAAUGAGAGAACCGCAGGAAGAGAGGCCAAGAGAUCGAAAACGACAGAAGCGAGUUCAGCAGACAAACCAACAUCCACGACUUGGGGCAUACCCCUCACCACCCUCCGUGCAUUGAUGAGAGAGAGACAGGCCAUGGACGAUCUGCCCAUCGACGAGUUCUGGGAACGGAUGGCGUUUCGACAAGAAUGCUGUUCUGGAAAUGCUGUUGGCGUCAUUGUCGUUCUGUUUACCCGCGUACCACCCAACUGGCCGACGGAUGUGGAGAAAAGGUUAAACUUGGAGCGUCAACCGCUCUCACUACCCUACAAAGUCCUGGGAGACCUGGCAUUCAAAUGUCUGAUGAAGGAUAGCUGUGAGUGGAACAAGCCCGCUCUGGCUCGUACACUGACCGAAGCUUGGUCUCAAGGGGUAGAUAGGCAGGUUAGACGCAAGGGAGGGUUGAAGCAGUUUCUCGGAGAAGAAGGAAGAGCGGAGGAGGCAGAGGCGGAGGCGGAGGCAGGGUUGGUGGGUGAGGGAGUGAUUUGGGGGGAUUUCGAAUUGGUGGCUCCGAGUGAGGAGCAGUUGGAGGCGGCGAAGAAGGAAUUACAAGGGGGAGCUGUGGGAGCGAAUGGGCAAGGGGUGGCGAAUACGUUGAGUGUUAAACGGAAGAAGAAGCCUCAAGCCUAA
Molecule: messenger RNA, 2049 nt
Organism: Ustilago hordei
Lineage: Eukaryota; Fungi; Basidiomycota; Ustilaginomycetes; Ustilaginales; Ustilaginaceae
Exons: 1
Coding region: 1-2049 (682 amino acids)
Biological process (GO): DNA damage response
Cellular component (GO): nucleus
Molecular function (GO): histone H3K56 acetyltransferase activity
Source: RefSeq, a predicted model, not a curated record